CACAGAUGUAGAUUAAAUCUAGAUUGAAUCCAGAUUUACCAAUCGAAAACACCAUAUACAACACUACAAAUGUUCUAAUAUCGUAAAUUUGUUUACAAUAUUAGAAGAUGGAAUGUCAAAAACACAGCGAGACAUCAGGAAAAAUGAAUGAUAAAGCCCUUGCUGACAUGGUGCGUAUGCAUCGUAUGUUGUAUGAUAAAAGUCAUCCGUCAUAUAAAAAUAAUGAUCAAAAACGCUUGGUUUGGAAACGCAUUGCGGAGGAAUUGGAAAUGGAAGAAAAGGCUGUAGCAAAAAGGUGGGUGGUUUUGAGAGAACGUUUUAGCCGAGAAAAUCGCUAUAAACAAAAACAAAUUAAUCGAAAGCGCAGAGAAUGGCCCACGUAUGACAGUCUUCUGUUUUUAAAAGACCACAUUCUGCAGCGACGAGUACGGCCACGUAAAACUUGUGCGUCACGCAAUGAUUCAGAUAAAGAUUCUGAUUCUGAUGCUGAUUCUGAUACAUCUUCAUCAUUACCGCAAAAAAGAUCAAAUACUAACAAAGCUUCAGAAGCUAAAAAAGAUGAAGUGGACGUUUUAUUAGUCGAUGCACUCAAGAAAUAUCAUAAAAUAUGUGAAAUUAGGAUGAAAAACAAACGAAAGAGUGAUGAAGUGAUCCAUUUUGGAGAACUUAUCACUACAGCGAUAGACACAUUAAGUAAAUCAGCACAAAUCGAUGUAAUGCAAAAAUGCAUUGACGUUGCCAUGAAAGCCAAGCAAGAAGAAGUAAAUAAGUAGAGUAUUUACGAAAUUAUAAAUUUUUUUUUAUAUUAUUUUUCUAUAAGUUUAAAAUUUUGU
Teleopsis dalmanni is the source of this 833-nucleotide messenger RNA. RefSeq lists its product as uncharacterized. The record is from RefSeq and is a predicted model, not a curated record. Gene Ontology annotation, cellular component: nucleus; transcription regulator complex. NCBI's taxonomy places the organism in Eukaryota, Metazoa, Arthropoda, Insecta, Diptera, Diopsidae. The transcript has 4 exons. Gene Ontology annotation, biological process: regulation of transcription by RNA polymerase II. Bases 108 to 773 code for a protein of 221 amino acids.